Messenger RNA from Ambispora gerdemannii, 2857 nucleotides. The record is from the annotation of a GenBank genome assembly. Lineage: Eukaryota; Fungi; Glomeromycota; Glomeromycetes; Archaeosporales; Ambisporaceae.
ACGGCUUAAAAUACUUCAAUCUCACUUUACACUUUACAUUCCUAAAAAACGAAAAGGCGAUGCUGAAUUGCUCAUAAACACUACUCUGUUUCGUCUUCAAAAAAGUGUCUUGUAUAUUGUAUCACAAGUAUUUGACGACCUUUUGACAAAGGCUUCACUUGCCGAAAAUCGCCAAGAGUUUGAAAUGCUUAUCGAGCAAGAAAAGUCUUCGCAUGCUGAAAGAGGGAUCCCACGAAUCGAAUUAUCCGAUGAAAAUCCCCAAGAUUUUGAAGCAAAUUUACCCUCAAGAAUCUGUUCUAUCUAUCGAGCCUAUUUUACGCCUUGCCGACAAAUUCUUAAUUACGAAAAUUAUCGGAUCUUAGGAGUUCAAAGAAUUUUGGAAUUGAGAGAGCUGGUCCGUCACUUUGUUAUACCGGAUCUGAUGUCGAUUUUUAAUAGACGUACCGAUCAAAAGUUCAUCCAGAAUACGUUUCUUGUUUUAGACCAGUUGAAGUGUAUCGGGAUGGAUGCAAGUCAAGAAUUUCUGACAGAUUUGGAACUUCUUUGGAACCUUAAUGUGCGAAGAGAAAUCAGAAACAAAAUCGGAAUAUUUUUUCAAUGGAUUGGAUUUAGAUUGAAUAACAAGAGAGGCAACGCGAUAUUUGGCAUUUUUAUAUUGCAAGCAAACAUGAAUGCCUCAACAAUUCCACCAGGUCGAUAUGGACAUUGUUCUUUCACAUGGAAAAAUAACUUUUAUGUAUUUGGAGGAUGGGAUAAUUUUACCGAUUCAAACGGCGUAAAUCGAAAUCCAUUUUUCUACUACACCACACUUCCAAUAACAAACACCAACAAAAUCACGUGGAUAAACCUGAGCACGGUUGAUGCGACAAGUGUCGGCUCGGCGGCUUGCGUUGUCACUCAAUCGGAUUAUUUGUUGGUACUUGGUGGAAUUCUUACGUUGAAAUCGAAUGAUAAUAAAGUGUCGACUCAAGUUUUUGACUUGAACAAAGGUGUAUGGAUUGAUUGGAGUAAACUGCUUAACGCGUAUCCGGGUUACGGGGUUGGUCCGAAAGCGACUUUAAUUUCAAAAAAUUUUGUGGCAGUCUACGCCGGAAAUACUGGAGUAAACGAGGACGGAAAAAAAUUACCUUUACAAUUUAUAUAUUUCUUAAAUAUGACGUCGUUACCCUGGACCUGGUCAACAGUAACGAAAAAAGAAGAUUUAGAUGCACCAAUUAGUCGAAUAGUAAUAACGGUAAAGGGCAGUGUAUGGAUGUUAGGAGGAUACUUUCCCAACAGUGAUGCCGCAAACUUCACUAACACUCCAACCAACUCGAAUCGAAUAUACAUUUCAAAUCGACGAUACCAAUGGAUAUCCCCCAACGAUUCGCCUCUACCCUAUAGUGUAAGAGAUGGUGCAACAGGGAUUCGAGAUAACAUGUUGUAUUUGAUUUCGUAUAGUGGAAAUGCGGAAAAUCCGGUGAACAUUAUUCCAUUGAAUAUGCAAACCAUGAAGUUUCAGUCAAAUAUUUCGUUUAGCGACGGCGGGAUGAAAGGACGGACUGGUGCUUCAUUUGCUCAGUUUUCUGGAUCGGAUGCUGUUUUGACAUAUGGAGGAUGUUCUUUAUCGAAUGUAGUCAUAAAUUGUGGCACCCCAUUCGAUACAAUUCAAAUAUUUAACAUGACCUUGAAAAGUUGGACUACAGAACACAAUAUAGUCACAAAUAUUCCUUCAAACAAUUUCAAAUUACCACCAAUCAAUGGACUCGAUCUUAAUGCGGAAAACGAUGAGUCAGACUCAAAUAACGGCGAUAGCAACAAGAACCAAAACAACACCCAAAAUAGUGGUAACAAUAAUUCAGACACUGGAAAAUCCGAAAGUCGAACUUACAUCUGGAUAACCGUGUUUAUUUCUUGCAUAGUUACUGGAUUAUUUUGUGCUAUGGUUAUUUUUUUGAUUACGAGAUAUUGUAGGAGACAAUCGGCGAUUUUGACAAAAUUUGAAAUUACUAGAAAUCGGCAUAUUGAAAUUGCUGUAUCUAAAGAUGAAGCUGAAUCACCGGCAAGACAACGGUCAAAUUCAGAACAUUCAAGUUUAGUGGUGGAAACUGUUGAUCGAUCUAGAUCAGUUUCUGAUAUCGAUAUUAAUAUUAACAAUGAUGACGGCAUAAAUACUGACAAUUUAACAUCACGACAACGACAAUGGAUUCGUUCUGUAUUAUCGAUUCCAAGAACAUCAAAUUCACAUUCACGUGAUAAUAAUGAAAGACAGUCAAAAGAACAACCACUGUCCACAUCAAAAAGAGUGAAUAUUCCAUCAAUUACAAUCGAUCAUAAAUCCAAAAGAGACGACAACUGGGAACGCGAGUUGAUAACGGAUAAGAACCAACUAAUAGUGAAACUGAUCGAAUCAUCAGUGGUAAUAACAUCCUUAGCACUACCGAGAAAGAACUCGAAGCAUUCCUAUCAACGACAAGAAACAAAGGAAGAUCAAGCUAUGCUUGACAAAACUAACCACAGUAAUGAUGGAUUCAGAACCGUUCCUCUGAAGCGAACGACUUCCAAGACAGCAGAACCAGAAACAGCUCAACAAGAAGCAAGGAAUAAUGGAAACGAUCACGUUUCCAACGUUCCAAGCGUGAAAGGAAAGCAACCUCAACUAAAUUGUAGCAUUCCACUUGGAAAUCGUCAUAUCCUCGUCGACACGCCGCCGGCUACUCUAUCCACCAACGCUCCAAGGAAACUCACUGUUGGUCGGACGCAAGCUAUGGAAAUGCGCGACAACAAACCAACUACGACAACAGAAAUAAAACCGAUGGCGAUGACAGCCAAAAUACCGACGACACCGUCGCAGAAAAAGUACCAACGACCUAUAGCA